AUGCAAUUCGGUCUCAAGUUCUUUACCCUGCUUGCUCUCGUUGCGCUCGUUGGCUCUACCUUAGGACAACCUGUGGCCAAUGAGCAAGCUGCUGUUGAACCCAUCUUGGCAAAGCGAUGGAACCAAUGGGGUUCAGGUUGGCCGACCCAGAUUAGCUUUGUCAAUGGACACUACAGAGUCAACGGUCAAUGGCCGAUCGGGCUCAUAAACAACACACCUUAUGUGUAUCGUCAGAAUCAAUGGUACACCUUCAACCGCGGUUGGAUUGCCCCAGGUGUGACGCUUCCAAACUUCACCGGCUUCAAUCGGCUCAGCUGGUUUUAA
Molecule: messenger RNA, 324 nt
Organism: Melampsora larici-populina 98AG31
Lineage: Eukaryota; Fungi; Basidiomycota; Pucciniomycetes; Pucciniales; Melampsoraceae
Exons: 3
Coding region: 1-324 (107 amino acids)
Source: RefSeq, a predicted model, not a curated record